Messenger RNA from Trichechus manatus latirostris (Florida manatee), 3837 nucleotides. RefSeq names its product prion protein (Kanno blood group) (gene PRNP). Gene Ontology annotation, biological process: protein homooligomerization. Lineage: Eukaryota; Metazoa; Chordata; Mammalia; Sirenia; Trichechidae. The transcript is spliced from 2 exons. Gene Ontology annotation, cellular component: membrane. The record is from RefSeq and is a predicted model, not a curated record. The coding region runs from base 1031 to 1825 and encodes 264 amino acids.
GGCAUGGUGUGACCUGUAUAGUAAAAGGUCCAUGCAGGCUGCUGAGUGGAGAAGACACAGUGGGGACAAGAGGAGAUGAAGGGAAGCUAGCUGGGAGGCUGGCGAAGGCUUCAGGUGAGAGAUGACAGAGGCUUCGACUAGAAUGGUAACGUUGGAAAAUGUUAAGAAGCGGAGAGUUUGAGGGUUUGUUUUCAAGGGUAAGCCGACAGGAUUUGCUGAUGGAUUCAAUCUGCAGUGUGACACAGAAAAUCCUAGACUCCUGGGUGUUGGCUGGGUAGCUCACUGGGGUCAAUGAAAAAGUUGCUGAUAUUAAAACCCUUUAGGUUGGGAGUCAAUGGCUGAGAUAAUAAUAAUCCCCUAAUUCAGUUCCCUGAGAUGUUUGAGCAGAAGUGUGAGAUGCAUAGAAGCCAAGACAGGCCCCCAUGAGAAAAUGGGGAGUUGCCCAGGGAAGCAGGUCUGUGAAAGCCGGGGGACUAGGAGAUGUGAGGUACAAGAAUGAGGCUGGUCAGCAUGUCCCAGGAGCCUGCAUCUCUGACCCCUACCCAAAAGAGCCUCCAGAAAUCCUAACUGGUAUGGUCUGAAUAGAUUUAACUCUUCUUGUAACUUGCAAAUAUAUUUUAAUUUACUUACGGCCACCAAGACAGCCCUUCUGAUUUCAGUAAGAUAGUAGAAACAUAAACAGAAUGUUAAUUCAUUUAUUUGUCUAACAAUUCUUCUUCCUGUGAGUAUUAUCCAAUUCGUGUUUAGCACUGAACAAUAUGAAAAUCAUUUUCUAACGUUCAAUGCCAUUUUUAUUAGAAAAUAAUCCCAGUGCUGGGGAUGAGACUAACAUCAGUGUUACAGGCUGUGCUCUUUUAGGUUUUAUGACACAUGAUGAUAUUUUGAGCACAUUAUUUGACCUGAGAUACAAUAGAAACGUGUCUUUGAUCUCUGCCCUUGGAACCGAGCACCCACAUCUGUAAUCUGAAAGGAAGGAGCCCUGAUGGCACAGUCGUGAAGUGCUCAGCUGCUAAGCAAAAGACCAGUCAUCAUGGUGAAAAGCGGCUUGGGCUGCUGGAUCCUGGUUCUCUUUGUGGCCACAUGGAGUGAUGUGGGCGUCUGCAAGAAGCGACCAAAGCCAGGAGGAGGAUGGAACACUGGGGGGAGCCGAUACCCAGGGCAGGGGAGUCCUGGAGGUAACCGCUACCCACCCCAGGGUGGCGGUGGCUGGGGUCAGCCUCACGGUGGCGGCUGGGGACAGCCUCAUGGUGGUGGCUGGGGACAGCCCCAUGGUGGCGGUGGCUGGGGUCAGCCCCACGGUGGUGGCUGGGGACAGCCCCAUGGUGGCGGUGGCUGGGGUCAAGGUGGCACCCACAGUCAGUGGAGCAAGCCCAGUAAGCCGAAAACCAACAUGAAGCAUGUGGCAGGGGCUGCUGCGGCUGGGGCAGUAGUGGGGGGCCUUGGUGGCUACAUGCUGGGGAGCGCCAUGAGCAGGCCUCUCAUACAUUUUGGUAACGACUAUGAGGACCGUUACUACCGUGAAAACAUGAACCGUUACCCCAACCAAGUGUACUAUAGGCCGGUGAAUGAGUACAGCAGCCAGAACAACUUCGUGCACGACUGCGUCAACAUCACAGUCAAGCAGCACACAGUCACCACCACCACCAAAGGGGAGAACUUCACUGAGACCGACGUUAAGAUAAUGGAGCGCGUGGUCGAGCAGAUGUGCAUAACCCAGUACGAGAAAGAAUUCCAGGCUUAUCAGAGAGGGUCGAGCGUGGUCCUCUUCUCCUCCCCUCCUGUGAUCCUCCUCAUCUCUUUCCUCAUUUCCCUGAUAGUGGGAUGAGGAGAUCUUCCCGAUGAUACCAUCUUGUUCAUCUUUUACCAGGUGGGGAGGGGGUAUCUACCUGCAGCCCUUUUAGUGGUGGUGUCUCAUUCUUGCUUCUCUCGUUAGUCACCCGUAAGUUAAUACCCUUGGCACUGAUGGGCAGUGGGAAAUGUAGAGUGGGCCCAGGAGGCUAUUUCUUCAAGCCCCCUUGGAUUGAGUUCUUCAUGGGUGGCCAGUGCUAAUGCUGGGCUGGUAAGAGAGUAACCGCAAAUGAUCAUUUGUUAAUCUAGGCUUAUUUGUCUCGUGCAGUAGGGUGGGGCUAGAACAAGUCUCAAAACAGUCUUCAAAUGGCUUUACCUAAAUAACUCCAGCUGUCUCCCCAGCUAGAGCCCCAUACACAAAUGCCCCAUCGGAGAACCCUUUCGUGGCCCACGUGCCGUGGCACGCCCAGUUAUGUUUUCGGCCUCUCGGGUUUCUUGGGAAGUUGCUUUCUCAGUGACAGUGCAUGCUGCCACCAAGUCGGGCCCUGCAUAACAGUUUGAAACCAAAAAAAAAUGCGCAUGUGCCACAAAUGACUGUGUUUACAGGAUGUUGUAAGAGGUGUGUGCGUUUUUGGUAGGAAAAAUAGACAUUCUGAAAAUUUUUCUUUGGGACUCAUGUCACUGCCGACUGGGUGGGUGGAGGGACUCUGGGGGUACACUAUAUGGGACAAGUCUGUCCCUCAGGAUUCUAAGGGUAUGCUUGUGGGAUGAGGCAAGAAAAAAAAAAUCCAUACUACCUACCAAAAAUUCAGACACACACAGUGAUUCAGCAUGCUUCCAUUAAUGAAAACACAUGGCAUCAAUAAAAAAUUCAAAGUAGAAAAGAAUAAGGUCAUGAAAGGGUUAGCAGUGAUUUCAUAGAAAUUUGGAGACACUUUUUCAUCCAUUUUAAGAAAACCUCCCUGCAUUUCCCUGUUCAAGCAGCAUUUCUGCCAAACCUGGAAGGAGACAACGUGGUACUCAACUCCAAAACUAGAAAUCCUUAGCUCUGGGCCAUGGGCUCAGCCCGCUGGACAGUAGAUGCCCUUUGCCUGCAGAGAACUCUGACAGUGCUUUUGCAUUUUGCAGCACUGGCUGCACAGGCACCUUUGCAUUAAGAGUAAAUAUUCAUGCAACACUAGAACCCUGGCCAGGGGAUGUUUUCACAGGGAGUGAGCCUACCUGUGAUAUAUGUAUGAAAGGCUUCUGGGACUGAAACAACAUUUGGGAGUAGCGCUGUGAGAGGCAAUCUUUUUUUUUUUUGAAUGCUUAAAACACCUACCGGAAACCCUGGUGGCAUAGUGGUUAAGGGCUACAGCUGCUAAUCAAAAGAUCAGCAGUUCAAAUCUACCCGGCACUCCUUGGAAACCCUACGGGGCAGUUCUAGUCUGUCCUAUAGUGUCACUAUGAAUCAGAAUCAACUCGACGGCAGUGGGUUUUUGGUUUUGCUAAAGCACCUACGUGUGGCAUUCCCUUCUUUAGCAACAUAAUAAACUGUAGAUAAUUAAGGCAGCCAAAAUUAAAUUACAUUCUGGAUACUGAAAGCAAGUCUUUGUUCAUUUACCUGGAAACCUGAGUAAGUUUAGCAUUGUUUGGGUGAAGCCAAGAGAUUUUAACAUAGAGGAAGCUGCAGCUGUAAAAGCACGAUUAUCAUAGAGGAUUGUGGAAUGAGGAAAAUGGAUAGUGUUUAAAGAAAUGCUUGCGUUUCUUUAUUGCUGUCUCAUAAUUGUCAAAAAUCAGAAUUAGACUGAGUCCUUAGUUUCUGUAAUUGACUUUUGAAUCAGAAUAGGGGGACAAUCCCAAAAAAAGCUUAGAUUGGAGAUGACACGGGUAUGAUCCAUUCAAAGUGGAAAAGGAAUUUCUGUUAAUGUUACUUAAGGCAAAAUUAUUCCCUUAAUUGUUCAAUAUUGUCACCUAGCAGAUAUGUAUUCCUAUUCUGCAAUGUUACUGGCUUGCAGUGUGUGGGUAUUCUAUGUUAAAAAAAAAAAAAAAAAAAGUAUAUAUAUAUAU